UCAGGUUAAGAUCGCAUCUCUGUAGAGUUUGAAUGGAAACACCAGCACUUAUAUUUCACCUUUUAAGACUUCACUUUUCAUCCUGAUUGUACCUGUAAGCACAAAUGGACAUCCUGAAGUCUUUAGGACACCCGGAAGAGAUCUACAAUCUCUGUAAAUACAAAAUAGGAGGCUGCCGUUCUGUAAUGCCAAAACUGGAUUAUGACUCCAUGAGCGAAACUCUGCGGACCUGCUAUGUGUAUCUGAACCAGACGAGCCGGAGCUUCGCGGCGGUGAUUAAGGCCCUGGACGGGGAACUACGGCAUGCGGUGUGUAUAUUCUACCUGGUUCUGAGAGCUCUGGACACGGUUGAAGACGACAUGACGAUCCCGCUGGAGAAGAAGGUCCCGUUACUGCAUGACUUUCACAUGUUCCUCUAUCAGCCGGAGUGGUGCUUCACCAUGAGCAGAGAGAAAGACAGACAGGUCCUGGAGGAUUUUCCCACGAUUUCAGUGGAGUUCAGGAAUUUAGGCCGGCAGUAUCGGGACGUCAUUUCAGAUAUUUGUCACCGGAUGGGUGUUGGGAUGGCAGAAUUCCUGGAGAAGAAGGUCGGAUCCAUGAACGAGUGGGACAAGUACUGUCAUUACGUGGCGGGUCUGGUCGGGAUCGGACUGUCCCGUCUGUUCUCAGCGUCUCAGCUGGAAGAUCCCGAAGUGGGUCAGGACACAGAACUGGCGAACUCCAUGGGUUUGUUUCUCCAGAAGACCAACAUCAUCAGAGAUUACCUGGAGGACCAGCGGGAGGGACGAGCCUUCUGGCCGCAGGAGGCCUGGAGUCAGUUUGCAUCUCGUCUUGAAGAUUUCGCUCAACCACAAAAUUUGAGCUCCGCCCUCUCCUGUCUCAAUCUGCUGGUGACAGACGCACUCCAUCAUGUCCCUGAUGUCAUCACGUACCUGUCCCGUCUCCGCAACCAGAGCGUCUUCAAUUUCUGUGCCAUCCCGCAGGUGAUGGCGAUAGCGACUCUUUCAGCGUGCUACAACAACCCUCACGUGUUCCAAGGCGUGGUGAAGAUCCGUAAGGGUCAGGCGGUCACGCUCAUGAUGCAGGCCACAAGCAUGAGCGCUGUUCAGAGUAUAAUUGCACAGUACAGUCAGGAGAUACUGCAGAACGUUUCCGUCACGGAUCCGUCUCGGGAAAAGACGCUGUGUAUCUUGAGUCUGAUCCGUGAGAAGAGUCUGUCUCCAGCCACGCUGUCGUCCGGAGCGCAUCAUCUCUCUCCAGUCUAUGUGUCGGCCGCGAUAAUGUUAGCGGCUCUCAGCUGGCAGUACCUCAACGCCACGGCCGGACAGCCACCAGGGGGCGCUGGUAUGCAGGGAGACUGAGACUGUACCUGAAUUUACCUGAAUUUAGUUCAGCACUGCGGGGUCACACGGACACAGGACGCCCUCCAACCGCCCCGGCAACUGCAGUAUUUUUAGUUUUUUUUCUAAUUGAGUAAAUCUCACAGAAACAUGUCUGAGUUAUAUUUCAGCACAAAAUAAAUGAUAUGAAUAAAUGAAUUUGAAAAUGAAUAAUGAAUAAAUGAGUGAGUCACUUACGAUGCAAGUCAAUGGGGUUUAAUCUGUAAACAUUAAAAUACUGUUUCAAAAGUAUAGACACAAGACAUAAACAAUAUGUGUGUUAACAUGAUUUUACUGUCAUAAAAUCACUUGCUAACCACAUCUGUGAAGUUAUAUACAAUUUUAUUAAUUAAAACAAAAAUAAUAAUAAUAAUUUAAGUCCUAAAAUGACAGUAAAAACAACUUAAACAACUUUACAGCUCAAAUAAUACAGAAGAAUUAAUGUAAGUGGUUUUAUAAAUUAUAAGUGUCACAUUUCGUCCAUUAAACCCUCCAGAAAUGACUCCAUUGACUUCCAUUGUAAGUGUCUCACUGGAACACACAUUUGUGCUUUUGUAAAGCAAAUGAGGGACGAGUCGAAAUAUAUUUUUGUGCAAAUUAAGAUUAUGACACAAAUGCUGUCGAUUGAGAUUGAAUUUUGGUGGGGUAUAAUUUCUCACAGAAAAUGAUUCUGGUAUUUUCUGGCCUUUUUAUUUGUUUUUGUUUGUUUUGGCUGACACAUCAUCUUAAACUUCAAUGCAGAAAAUGCCAAAUUAAAUGUAAUUUCAGUACAACAAUCCCAAUCUGUGGUUUAGACAGAAAUAUCAGUUAUGAGCCGACAUUCGAGCAAAUUCAAAUUUCACCCCCAAAAUAUGAAAUAUUUCACCCCAGAGAGGGAGAAGAAAUUAUAUGUUGCAUCAAGUAAAUGAAGCCUGUUUUAGGAUCAUUACAUUCUUCCAUUCUGACGUUUUCAGCUCAAAUUCUCAACAAUAUUUUUUAGGCAGCUGUUCCAGCAGGGGGCCCCAAACUUCCCUAUCCCGAGCCACAUUAACCAGUUCUGACUGGGGGACCCCGUGGCGUUCCCAGACCAGUGUGGAGAUGUAAUCUCUCCACCUAAUCCUGGGUCUUCCCCGAGGCCUCCUCCCAGCUGGACGUGGCUGAAACACCUCCCUAGGGAGGCAGCCAGGGGGCAUCCUUACUACAUGCCCAAACCACCUCAACUGACUCCUUUCGACGCAAAGGAGCAGCGGCUCUACUCCGAGCACCUCACGGAUGACUGAGCUCCUCACCCUAUCUCUAAGGGAGAAGCCCGCCACCCUUCUGAGGAAGCCCAUUUCGGCCGCUUGUACUCGUGACCUAGUUCUUUCGGUCAUGACCCAGCCUUCAUGACCAUAGGUGAGGGUAGGAACAAAUAUUGACCGGUAGAUCGAGAGCUUUGCCUUUCGGCUCAGCUCUCUUUUCGUGACAACGGUGCGAUAGAGCGAGUGCAAUACCGCCCCUACUGCCCCGAUUCUCCGGCCAACCUCCCGCUCCAUUGUCCCCUCACUCGUGAACAAGACCCCGAGGUACUUGAACUCCUUCACUUGGGGCAAAACCUCCUUCCCUACCUGGAGUACGCACUGAAAAUAAUGUCACAAUGCAAAACAUCGUAAUGCUCCAAAAAUAGGCUUCAUUUAUCUGCAUGCAAAUAUAUGUAUUUCUUUUGAUAUUGGGGUGAAAUCAGGCACGCUGGACAGGUUUAUAGUUCUGCUGCUGAUCGUGAGGUUCAUAUUGUAUGUUUUCAUAUGUGAAAAUGUCAAAUGAGGGAAUAUAUAAUCCAAGGGUCAGUUUCAUUAGCAUUGCGAUGUGAUGUGUGAAUUUGAUUUGUAAAUACAUUUU
Xyrauchen texanus (razorback sucker) is the source of this 3236-nucleotide messenger RNA. Its product is annotated as squalene synthase-like. The transcript is spliced from 8 exons. Gene Ontology annotation, cellular component: endoplasmic reticulum membrane. Gene Ontology annotation, molecular function: squalene synthase [NAD(P)H] activity. NCBI's taxonomy places the organism in Eukaryota, Metazoa, Chordata, Actinopteri, Cypriniformes, Catostomidae. The record is from RefSeq and is a predicted model, not a curated record. Gene Ontology annotation, biological process: cholesterol biosynthetic process; farnesyl diphosphate metabolic process. The coding region runs from base 105 to 1361 and encodes 418 amino acids.